Molecule: messenger RNA, 1692 nt
Organism: Metarhizium acridum CQMa 102
Lineage: Eukaryota; Fungi; Ascomycota; Sordariomycetes; Hypocreales; Clavicipitaceae
Source: RefSeq, a predicted model, not a curated record
AUGGACCCAAACUGGUGUCAGGGCUUCCCUCAUGACGCUGCGCUAAUCAAACUCCUCGAGUUUAGCAAUUCUACGCCCGAACCUAUAGUACACGAUGCCUACGGUCUAGACAAGACCUAUGCCGAGGUGUUGGGAGAUAUCCUGGAAACUCGGGAUAGAAUUCGCAAAGCCGUUUCGGCGUCGAGUCUCGACAACUGCGGCAUGCUCCGUGAAGCUGCACCGUACACAGGAUUCCUUGGACUGUCUGGAUACGAAUUUAUUGUUGCUUUCUUUGCCACGCGAGCCCUAGGCGGCGCAUGCAUGCCUUUUGGAGCCGGGAUCUUACCACAAGAAGCGCACUCAUUCCUCGUUGGAUCAGAGGCGUGCGUAUUGCUUCUCGGCAAGGAUAGAUUAGCCCAGGGACAACAAACCAAGGAGUACAGCCAACAGCACGACUAUAACUUCGAGCUCGUUCGCAUAUCAACUGAUGCGCCGCCCGCCGCAAGCAACUCCAUCACCGUCGACCACUCCAUAAAGUUAGAUGACGGCGGCCCAGGUUUCGUCAUCUUCACUUCAGGAACCACCGGUCCGCCAAAGGGGGUGGUCCUCCCGCGAAGAUGGCUUUCAUUCGAAGGCACAGUCGAGCCGGGAAUCGCGACCAUCAGCGAACGCCCGCCUCACUGGAUAGGAGGAGCCUAUCCAAUGCUGGAAAGCCUACUGAUCGGUCGUCGCGUGUACAUUCUCAAGUCCGGGGCCACGGCUUCGGAUAUAUGGGAUGCCUUUAGAAACCACAAAAUUGACCACAUGUCUUUCACUCCUGGCAUUUUCCGGCACAUGAAACAGGACUACCAGGAUAGAAUCUGCAAGUUUCCACAAGAUGAACAGAGACUGUACGUAGAAGGAAUUCGAAAUUUAAAGACUUCGUGGCAGGGAGGCGGUAUGCCCUCCGUCUCGAUGCUGGAAUUCUGGAGAAAUCUCAUUGGGAAACCUAUCGCGAUGAGAUACGGAUCUACAGAGCUUGGUGGAUUGGUAACAGGACAUGAUGGACUUUCAAAGAUAAAGUACUCUAUUGGAACUCCUUUGCCAGGCAUUGAUCUCAAGCUAUCCAAUGGAGACAGCGGCGCGAUCCUUGUCAAGAGCUCCAAGAUGAUGACCCACUACAUCGGGGACGAAAACGGUACCAAAAAGGCCUUCGACAGCGAGGGAUACCUGGAAUCCGGGGACACUGGCCACAUGCAAGACGGCGAGCUGAUCUAUGAUGGGCGAGCUUCCAACGAAUACAUAUUCUUUGACGGUUAUCGAAUCCCCAUAUUGGCCCUCGAACACGCACUGGACGACCUCCCCUAUAUAUCAGAAGGCUACAUCGUCGCGGUGCCGGACCACGAGGCCAACGAGCUCUGUGGAGCGCUUGUUCGCGUACAAAACACCAGCAAUGACGAAAAGGUCACCUUGGCAAGGAUACGGUCUGAUCUCUCCGAAAAUCACGCCACGUAUACGCUGCCAGUGGUGCUGCGCAUUCUGAGCGACGACGAGCAGGUGCCGUUCACCGUAUCCCAGAAGCCCUUGAGGAAGCAGGCCGCAAAGAAAUUCUUCCUGGUAGAGGACUACUGGUCCAUUGAGAGCCCGACGCCAGGCGUCGAAUAUUGGAAUAACAAGAUUGAGAACAGACAACACACCGGGAGGACUUGGGAUUGGGCCGGACUGCAGCGGUGA